GGAACUUCAAUAUACGAUAUACAGACAUACAUAAUCGUUCCCCCAAUUCUAUUUUUACACAGUUUCUUUAUGCUACACAUUCUCUUCAGCGAAGACAAGCAAUGGCGUCACAUCAAUUACAAGCCCUUGGAGGGUGCGCAGAUACAACCUAUCGCCCCGAAGAGAACAUUGCAUUCCGUUUUGGCAGCUCUCCGGUAGCUGAUGAUAGAAAUCAAGUCCAAAAAGAGCUCAUUGCCCUGUUUAACAGGCAGAUUAAUGUCGAAGAAACCCCAUCAUAUGGAGACCAGACAAUCCAGUUGCCGCCUUGCAACCAGUCUAUAUAUGAUGCCACACAAUGUCUCGGCCAUUCCCCUUAUGCAGCUUUAGAGGAGUGUAUGCAACAAUUGGCAAAUCCGAGUCGUGUGACCAUGAGGGCGAUUGCGGAAGACUGCCCAAUAAACUGUGGCAUCGAUCCAUGGUCUCUUUCAGCCGAGCAGCUCCGGGUAUUUCAAUAUGCGCUUCAUGAAAAACGAUUGGGUUUUCCUGGAGAUCCAUCAGCAUACCGGGGAGACAGUAACAUUGUGGACUCUCCGGCAGUGAAAAGACAACCCUCUGUGGAUUUCAAGGUGCACCAAAACGGACAGAUAUUGAGUUUUGAAACGGCGGACGGUUUGGAAGACCCGUCGCAACUACGCCCUGCUGUUGACUCGGAAGCAGACAACUCACCCCCCGAAUACCUAGGUGAUGACGAUGACUUACAGUACGCAGAAUCUUAUAUGAUCGCUGGGUAUGAAACACUCUCGGGGACACUGUGAAAUACUGGCUUUGGUUGUCAUGCCUUGAAGUUCAUGAGCAACAGGAUAAAUAUACAAGGCCCGAGGGAACCAAGACAAAGAUGGCUAAAACAAAGUACUAAGGAGUUCUAAGACUAGAGUACUGAUAAAGGGCUGACGCAAUUUCUCUCGGUGUAUUUAGGGUUAACAAUUAGCUCGCAUGGUUAUA
Molecule: messenger RNA, 981 nt
Organism: Aspergillus candidus
Lineage: Eukaryota; Fungi; Ascomycota; Eurotiomycetes; Eurotiales; Aspergillaceae
Exons: 2
Coding region: 102-794 (230 amino acids)
Source: RefSeq, a predicted model, not a curated record